UGUUGUGUUAGCAAGAUAAUCUUCCAUCCCCCUUUUUUCAAUCACUUUAUGGAAGUUUGAUUUUUUUAAAAAACGUAUGAAAUCACACUGCAAAAUCGGUCGUUAAAUGUGAAUACGGUUCCACCGCAGCUGAACUGAGCAGGUCCUGCUGGCUAACACACUCUUCAGCUAACAUUAAACAGAGCAGCUUGGGGGAGUUCCUACACUUAUUUUGUGUGAAUUUUGCACAGAAUUUCACUGUAAUUACAAACGAUAAGGGAUGUUCAACGCAGUGAGACGAUGACUGCAAACAAAGUUAACGUUUGAUAGUUUUCAUGUAGCUACUAGUAAUACGAAAAAACGUAUCACGUCUAGGAAAUCUGAUGCGCAUGCGCAGUUUGUCUAGCGGCGACUUGCCAUACAUGGCUUAAUUCUGUACUAUAUGAAUCUUAAGGCAAGACUCUACAAGUGAAUAUGGUAUUUCAAAAAAAAAAAAGCAAGUUAAUUGAUUGCUGACACGCUUUCAAUUUAUUUAUUUAUUUUUAACAUUUUUUUACUUAAAAAAAAAAAGUAACACUAACACAAUGAAAAUCUCACAGACCUCUUAGGAUUCCCAGAACCCCAAUCUGAGAACCAUGGACUUCAACUACCAGCUUAUUAUUCAGCAGUUCACCAUUAAUAAUAUUUUUCCUUCUAGCAGAAUGCGGCUGAUUUCUCGACUCGGGUGUGGAUUAAUUUUCUAUAUAACAGCAGCUCUGGGCGCACGGUGGCUUAGUGGUUAGCACGUUCGCCUCACACCUUCUGGGUCCGGGCCAUGUGUGUGCGGAGUUUGCAUGUUCUCCCCGUGCUGCGGGGGUUUCCUCCGGGUACUCCGGUUUCCUCCCCCAGUCCAAAGACAUGCACGGUAGGCUGAUUGGCGUGUCUAAAGUGCCCGUAGUGUGUGAGUGUGUAUGUGAUUGUGCCCUGCGCUGGACUGGCACCCUGUCCUGGGUGUACCCCACCUUGUGCCCGAUGCUCCCUGGGAUAGGCUCCCUGGGAUAGGCUCCAGGUUCCCUGUGACCCUGAAAAGGAGUAAGCGGUAGAGGACGGAUGGAUGGAUGGAUGAACAGCUGCUCUGAGAGUAGUUCCGCCUGUAACGUAAAUCACAGGAUGUCAGAAGGCUUCCUGAUGGAGGUAUGUGUGGAUUCAGUUGAGUCCGCAAUAAACGCAGAAAGGGGAGGUGCUGGCCGUCUUGAGCUGUGCUCCAGUCUUAUUGAAGGUGGCAUCACACCCAGUGUUGGUCUGCUGCAGGUGGUCAAGGAGAAUGUGCAGAUCCCUGUGUACGUGAUGAUCCGACCUCGAGGAGGUGACUUCCUCUACUCUGAGCGGGAAGUGGAGGUGAUGAGGAGAGACAUAGAGCUGCUGAAGAGACACAGGGCUGAUGGUUUUGUGCUGGGGGCACUGACCGAGGACGGACGAGUCGACGCUGAGCUCUGCAUGGAGCUCCUGGCUACUUGUAGGCCUCUGCCAGUUACAUUUCAUAGAGCAUUCGAUAUGGUCCAUGAUCCAUCCGUUGCCGUAGAAACCCUGGUUUCCCUUGGCUUCGAGAGGAUUUUGACAAGCGGCUGUGACAGCUCGGCUUUGGAGGGUUUACCCGUCAUCAAACGCCUCGUGGAACAGGCAAAAGACAGAAUAAUUAUAAUGCCAGGUGGAGGCAUCACCGAGCGUAACCUGCAGAGGAUACUCGAAGGCUCUGGUGCCCAGGAGUUCCACUGCUCGGCACGUUCCGCUAAAGACUCAGCCAUGAAAUUCAGGAACUCCAGUGUGAGUAUGGGAGCCUCACUCACAGCUCCCGAGUAUUCGCUCAAGGUGGCCGAUGUGGGCAAAGUGCGCACUCUCAAUGCCAUUGCCAAGAACACUCUCUAGGGGCACUCAAAAGGGGCUGUGCUCUAUUUAGGAAGCAGGUCCUCCUUGAAGUGAAGCGAGUCCCCAUAUCUAUUGUACUAUUUGGAUUUCUUUAAAAAAAAAAAAAAUAAUUAAAGCUCUUUUUUUCAGUAAGUCAUCAAUGAGCUGAGUUUUGUCUCUCAGUUCUCUCCAGAGUAGCCAUUACUGAGCCAUGAUACUCCAAAAAUAGCCAACAAAAACCUUUAUUUUUUCAUUCUAUUAGACUAUUUUGAAACAGCAGGACCGAGUGCUCGCAGUGCCAUUUGUUAUUCUUGUUUCACUGAGGCUCAUUGAUCAAAUUUUUAGUCGGCCUAUCAGCAUGUGGCUGCUCGCUGAUGUUGUUAAGAUGUUGUUAUGGUCCAAAAUGGAAGUAAAUUAUUCUUUAAUUCAAUUUAGCCAUUUCUGUAAAAGCCAUCUCCACUGCCAACUUCUCAGUUUAUUCAGUCUUGCCAAUGUCAUGUCUUUUCUCAAAUUAAAGUACUUAAUCAUUACAAUAA
Ictalurus punctatus (channel catfish) is the source of this 2399-nucleotide messenger RNA. RefSeq names its product cutC copper transporter homolog (E. coli) (gene cutc). The coding region runs from base 1069 to 1884 and encodes 271 amino acids. The record is from RefSeq and is a predicted model, not a curated record. Gene Ontology annotation, molecular function: copper ion binding. Lineage: Eukaryota; Metazoa; Chordata; Actinopteri; Siluriformes; Ictaluridae. The transcript is spliced from 9 exons.